AUGUACCUACGAAGGUCGGGGGCGGCAUUCGAUCCUCCGGCCAUUUUGGUUACAAAUGUGGGGGCCGGCGGCCUACGACUGGACGACCAGCUUAACAAGGUGCUCCAUGAACGUCUUGAGAGAGACGUCGUCGGUGUUGACGACCUGCGCAUCUUCAGGGUAGUCGCCGUAUCCCGAUUUGUGUGUCUGCGAGGGGUUGACCUUGGCGAGCAGGAACCUCGCCUGGCUUCCUCCCUGGUUGCACAGAAUGAACUUCGGCGUCGGGAAGCGCUCGCUGAGGAUGUGGUUCGCGUCGCUCGCGGGGGCCUGCAGCAGCUCCUUGAAGUGGGCGUAGUCAGGCUUGUCCUGGAAGCCCUGCUCGCGCCACUGGUGGAUCAUGUCUCCGUACCAGAUGAUGACGUAGAAGAACGAGUCCAGCAUGAGGAUGACGUUCUGCUUCAAAGAGCACGCGUCGAGCAGCACCGGGUGCGGCGUGGGCUUCUCGAAGGAGUACUCCAGCAGCGCAGGCUGGAUCAUAAUGAGGCUGUUGAUGACGUUCUCCCUCAUGAACACCGUGCGGUAGAACGCCGUCUCGUCGGGACUGGCGUUGAACGUCUGCAGGAAGUGCGACCUCCUCAGGUGGUACAUGAACUGCGGGUAGAUGGAGAACUCGUUAGCGAGCCUGAAUGUGUGCACGUCGUUCCUCUGGUAGUCGGCGAACUUGGCUAUGAGGCUGAUGAGGCUCUUGUCCAGCCAGCGCAGCACCGCGAUGGAGUCCUCAGUCUCACUCUUGUAGAAGGCAUACCUGGCCAUGAGAACCGCAGCCGCUUCCUGGUCGAACGAGGGAGCGAGAUGGGUGAUGUUUGGCUGUGCGUACUUGCAGCUGAACGAUGUGACCCUGAGGCGCUUCUGACCGCUCGAGUGGAAGUACACGGUUUGGAACUGAAUGAACGCAGUUUUCCCCGCAUUCUCAGAGGGCCUAAACUUGUUCUUGUUAGAAGCACCGAUUGUGCUUAUAGCGUUGCUCAACAAAGAGGUGGCCGUGGACGACCCGUCCGUCACAUCGAAAUAGAACGCCAGUGUGGAUUUCGGGUCGAUAGCGCCGACCACCCACUCAGUUGUGCCUCCCUCUCCGAUAACGUUAGGAGACACGUUGGGUCCCUUUUUGUUGGUGCUGCUGCAUCCGCCCAUCACGCCGCUCACCUGCAGCUCCUUGGUGCAGAACACCUCUAUUUUAGCGCAAUAUCCCUGCUUCAAAUUUCCCGUUGA
Molecule: messenger RNA, 1248 nt
Organism: Babesia ovata
Lineage: Eukaryota; Apicomplexa; Aconoidasida; Piroplasmida; Babesiidae
Exons: 2
Coding region: 1-1248 (415 amino acids)
Source: RefSeq, a predicted model, not a curated record